This is a messenger RNA of Pseudopipra pipra, 4882 nucleotides long. RefSeq names its product syntaxin 11 (gene STX11). Gene Ontology annotation, molecular function: SNAP receptor activity; SNARE binding. Lineage: Eukaryota; Metazoa; Chordata; Aves; Passeriformes; Pipridae. The record is from RefSeq and is a predicted model, not a curated record. The transcript is spliced from 3 exons. Gene Ontology annotation, biological process: synaptic vesicle fusion to presynaptic active zone membrane; exocytosis; intracellular protein transport. Gene Ontology annotation, cellular component: synaptic vesicle; plasma membrane; presynaptic active zone membrane. Bases 2661 to 3626 code for a protein of 321 amino acids.
UUAGUGCAACAGCAACGCACUAUUUGUAUUGUAAUUGACUUGGCAAAUCCAUCUUGAGUUGAUUGCCAUCAAUACCACAUCCACUACAAGCCAUAUGGGAAGUCUCUGAAAUGUGCUGACACACACUUAGCUAUGAAGUAAUUUUGCCUAGGAGCAGGUUAUUUCCUAAUUGUUCACCACUUGUUUUUUGGCUCACAUCUAUUGUGUGUCAUGCGAUCAAAAUCACAUGCCAUUCAGAGACAGGAUGAGCCACAUGGGUUUGUAGUAGGACUUUUACCUUCUGAGGGAGAGAAGAACUACUGAGAGAAAUUGUUUUUGACUGGCUUGUUUUGAAAUAUCUGUUGUUCCUCAAAUAGACCACUUCAACUGAAGUAAAAUCUUCAUCUUGUAAGGAGGCCCUACUUGAGGCUGAAAAUAUUACCGACCAGACUUUUGGUAACCCACAAGCUGGUAUUAACUAGCACAGCUGCCUUUUAUGAAUGCUGAAAGAAGAAACAACGUACACUGCCUUCCUUCCCAGCUGCUGGCAAUGGAAUAUUGAUGCUGUGCUGAAACUGCUUCUUUAUUUCACUGUUUGUCCCCAAAAAUGUGGAUAUACAAAUGUUAAAGCUGACAUAAAUAUAGGUGUGCAACUCAUUUGUUUCUAUAGAAAUAACUUUUCAUCCUUAAAUUAUUUCUAUGUAGAUAACAGGCUGCAGAACAUUAGCAUGGCAAUGGAAAUAUGCUAUGCAGCACUCCCUUUUGUAUGUAUAUGGAGCAAACAGAAAGGGGAUUUAUACAUAUGCAUUGUUUUUGAUCUUCAGAGUGGAUUUUCUUUCUUAUCUGAAAUCCCAUGUCAUACAGAGCUGUGUGGGGCUGCAGUCUUAUUGCAACAGGACAAUUUGUGUCUUUCUCAUGCAUCAUGGGAAAGCCAAUCAUUGUGGUGAUUAAUACCAAGAAGUAGCACGCUAACAUGAAGAGAUGAGUACUGAACACAUCCUCAGCUGACUGCACUUGCUGAGUAUCUGGCUUCAAAGUUGUAACCUCUGCAGUCAUCACCUGGCCUGCUUUUUAUUUCCUCUGUGUAUGUUUGGGUGUACAUGCCAUGAUGGACUGCAGAAGGAACUUCAUUUUUACAAGGACAGAUUUACCUAGCCCAGAAUUACAAACACGGAAGUAUAUGUUCCAGGUUGAACAUGCACAGUAGUUUAAAAUAAAAUAAAACUGACAUCUAAUCUAUUAAAAUUCACACUCUCAAAAUUAAGGUAUCUAUACACUUGCAGUUGUUACACUAGAGUAGUUCAUGUCUUGAUAUUCUAAUGUUUUAGAUAUAUCUUAUAUAAACCUGCACAAGUAGUUGAGUGUAUUUAAUGUUCAUAUUCAAAUUAGCAAACUUUUGAUCUAAGGCAGAGACAGAUUUAGAGUGGACCUUUGGACAUUAAUCCAGCCCACCUCAAAACACACAUAGGUAGUUCAGGUUGCUGAGGGCCAUGUCAAGUAGAGUUUUGAAUAUCUUCAAGGAUAUCUUUUGAAUAUCUUCAAGGAUGCAGACUUUUCUGGGCACCUUUUCUAUUGUUUCUGAAGGUUUGGGGGUUUUUUCCUUCAUUUUCCCACCUCUCUGCUAUCUGGCUGGCUUUUCCCUUGUUUUCACUUAAGGCCUGUUGCCUCUUGUGCUAUUGUUGUACAUUUCCAUGAAGGGUCUAGACUUGCAUUAAGCAGUUGGUGACAGCAACAAGAUCUCCCUUGAGCUUCCUGUUUUUCAGGCUGAACAUUCCCAAGUCUCUCAAGCCUCUUUUCAUAUGUUGGGUGCUCCAGCACCUCUGAUCAUCUCUGUGGCCUCCCCUGGGCUCACCACAGUGCGUCUAUGAUUACUGCACUGGGGAGCCCUGUGGCUUCUCAAGUGUUGGACAGGAGGGGUCCCUUCUCUUCCUCACUUUUGCUACUCCAGCCCAGACACAUUGCUGGCUCAUCUUCAAGUUCAUGUCUACCAGCACACCAAGGUCCUUUGGAGAGCCACUUCCUAGCCAGGAAGCCCAACUUCUACUUCUGCACUGGGCCUUGUAUGAAGGGAGAGACUGACUCUCAUUUUACAGAUUGAGUCCUGGUAAUUGAUACUAUGUAUCAAUAUAUUGCUGUUCUAAUUACAAACAAUCCUAUCAACAUAAAAGUAGAUGCAAACUUUGCCGAGUAACAACAGCAUCUUAUUAAAAAGGUCAACUUUUCUAAACAUUGAUCUGUUAAGCUGAAAUGUUUCAAACUGCUGUUCCCCCUUACUCUCCCAUGCUUAUUUGUUUCAGAUCUUUAGUGUCAGUUCUGUCCCUGACACUAUUCAAGGAGUGCUUGGAAGUUUUUGUCCUCUCUUGGGAGGAUCUGGUUCCCCUUUGUUUGAAAUGAGAAGCUGAAAUAGGAAAAGACCUCUGUGGUGUUGUUGCAUUACAGCCUGCUGUUUUUCUUUAUGCAAAAAAUCCUAAAAGGUUGUUUCUCAAGGUAGCAGUUUCCAAAUACCCCAAAUAAAUUUACUGUGUUCCUUGAGCAAUUUUAAAGCCAAGUAAACCCAAAUACCUGACUUUUAAGCUGCACCACACAUUUUGUUUUUUAUCUUUCAGAUGCGGAUUUUUCAUCUUAAUGUUGUGGCAUGAGGUGAAAGUCUUGAUUUUAUUAUUGCUGAGGAAGUAGGCAGGAUGAAAGACCGUCUAAGUGAGCUGCAUGAAAUUGCCAGGUUACACAACCAACAGUUUUCUGAUAGUGAGGAUGAUGAAAAUUCACCCCACGAUAUUCUCCUUUAUGAGACUGAUUAUGCCUUGGAAAUUCUUCAUAAGGACAUACAGAACAUUCGGACAGAAAAUGACCACCUAAAAGCGGAUGUCAACCGGCUCAGAAAGCAAAACACCCGCUUCCUUACUUCCAUGCGCCGUCUUAGCAGCAUCAAACGAGAUACUAAUUGCAUUGCCAGAGACAUUAAGGCCCGCGGAGAAAACAUCCACAGGAAACUGCAGGUGAUGAGAGAUUUCUGUGAAGAUGCAAUAACAAAAUAUGGAGCUAUGUCUGUCAUUGCCAGGGUAGCGAAAAACCACUAUGUUGACCUCAUGCACACAUUUCAGGAUGCUAUGUUUGAUUACAAUGCAACAGAGAUGAACCAACGGGAGAACUGCAAGAUCCGAAUUCAGCGGCAGCUUGAGAUCAUGGGCAAAGAUGUUUCUGGCAAUCAGAUUGAGGAGAUGAUUGAGCAAGGCAAAUGGGAUGUCUUCUCCGAGAAUCUCUUGUCGGAUGUUAAGGGGGCUCGCUCAGCCUUGAAUGAGAUAGAGACACGACAUAAGGAGCUGGUCAAGUUAGAAGGUCGCAUUAAGGAAGUUCACGAGCUCUUUCUGCAGGUGGCCCUGCUAGUGGAGGAACAGGCAGACACUUUUGAUGUUAUUGAGAUAAAUAUGCAAAAUGUUGAGGACUAUGUAGGAGAUGCUAAAGAGCAAGUGAAAAAAGCUUUGGAAUACAGAAGGAAACAUCCCCUCAGAACAAUCCUCUGCUGCUGCAUAUCAUGUUGCAGAAGGAAAUCUCCUGGGAAAGCAAGUACACCUGAAGAAGAAAGAAAACAGUCUCAUGUCAUUUUAGUGCUCUUUUCAAGCUUAAAAAUAACCUCUCCUUUUGUGUAAGGGGAGUCUGCCCUUACAUAAGGGCAAACCAGUAAGCUUGGAUUAUGACAAGGGAAUAGAAAAUGUGCAGCCCUGGCAAGCACUGAGCAUUGUCAGUGAAACAUAUAUUCAUAAGGUCUCGUGAGUGAUUAUAGCUCCUGCUUCUGGAGGUUUUCCAACUAUAUUUCUAAGAGGCUUUCUGAUACACUGUGAUCUAUUGCUAUCCUUUGAAACAAUGCAGGACAUUUUUUCAAAAGUUAGUUACUUUUUUUAAACUGAUUAUCCUAUUUGUAUCUAUUUUAAUAAAUAUAUUUCAACAUUUCAAGUAUUUUAUAUUUGGGAGUUUUCCUCAGAUGUGUAUAGAUGUGCAUCUUCCUGUACCAAUCGCAAUGAAACUUCCCCUUUCUGUUCUUUUGCACCCUAAUUUCAUAUGUGAAAAAACACCCAAACAUUUCUUACUAUUUGUAUUACUAUGACAAAACAGCAAAAUAAAUUCAACUUCCAAGCUUUCAUAUCCUGGUGGGAAAUACUUCUUAAACACAUAGGCUUUUUUACACAAAUAGAAACUAAGUGGAUAACUCUUCUCAGAAACUGAAUGUCUCUUUUGCUGUAGCACUUCCCUGUGAUAACAUGGAAGAGUGAGGAACACCAAUCUUCUAAACUGUAAGGUAUUUUGAUAUUCAGUGUGUCCUGAUGAUAUCAGUGUUAUGCUUGUCUGUGGACCUCUCCAACAACCCAAUGUUCAAACUUGAAGUGAGAGAAAGGAGGGUGAUGAGCUACCACCAUUGCCAGUAGCUUUGGUGCUGCUCAAGAAGACAAAGUCGUUUACUCCGUAGGUACUCCCAUUCAAGUCAGUGGACUUGUGUAUUUGUAGAGAAAUACCCUAAACCUCCGAGGGUGAGCAUGUGGGGAUAAAUCAGUGAAGAAUGAAAUAUGUAUUUCCUUUGAUCUGGAUAUUCCUAGCGUGUGCCAAUGUUUUUGACAAAAAAUAUGUGCAUGUUUUUCUUUGUGUUCAUUCCUUUUUUUGCACAUAUAUAUUUACAAAUGGAAUAAAAGAUUUAAUAAGGGAAACUGAAAGUGCAGAGUGUUGUACAUUGAAUCGGCAGCUGUGAACAGUUUCUUGCAUUGUCAAAGUUUACUUUAAAAGUUGAUGGACUAAACUCUUGAGUUGGUGAAAGAUUAAAUAAUACCCAUAAAGGAAAAAAAAGUAAAUUAGAUGUGCUGCAUUUUGAGAUAGACAUAAAAAGUUUUUUUCCAAUAAAAGCCAUAGAAAAUGA